AUGGCUGCUCGACCUGACCUCUUCACUCUACGCCCUCCUACUCACGAUGUUUCCCCGGACGCGACUCACGAAAUUGCUGGUACUUGGGCUGCUGACAGGGUCGGUGACCUCACAGGAGAUUUGGGAUGUGUCGAAGAUGCGAAUGCAGCGGGUUUGAGCUACCUCCGCAUCCCCCUUGGAGCUUCCGACUUUGCUGCUUCACGUUACUCCUUCGACGAUGUUGAUGGUGACACCUGCCUGAACGACUUCGAUAUCAACAACGCCCCGCCAUAUCUAUUUUCAGUACUGAGCGAUAUCCAAGCCAUCAAUAGCAUGCUUCGGGUUCACCUGGUGCCUUGGUCUCCACCCGCCUGGAUGAAGACAAGUGGGACGAUGAAUGGAGGUUCUCUCAAACCAGAAUACGCCGAACUCUAUGCCCAUUACCUCUUGAAAGCCCUGCAAGGCUUUAAGGGGAAAGGAAUCACUGCGUAUGCUAUUUCAAUCCAGAAUGAGCCGGGUCACGACAAUCCGACCUACCCUACGGCCCGAUUAUCUGUCGAAAUGGAAGCUCAGGUUGGAAGGAUCCUCAAGGGCCUUAUGAGAGCCAAUGGCUGGUCUGGGACCAAGCUAAUUGGCUACGACCACAAUUGGGACAAUGCAGGCACCUAUCCUGUGCAGCUGAUGCAACAAGCUGCUGACGUCUUCGAUGGGGUCGCUUUCCAUUGCUAUGCAGGGUCAGUUGGUCAGCAAGACCUCUUCAACAGAGCGUUCCCUAUCAAGAAUGUUCCGGCGUUCAUGGCUCGGAUUGGUGGACCGACCUUAAGUUUCAUUGGUAACGUCCCCCCCUUGAGCGCGAUACAACAUAAUGCCCGAGCGGCGCUGAUGUGGAACAUCGCUUUGGACGACAAUGGAAACCCAAAGAUACCUGGGACGGCCAGCUGUGGCGGACCAGGAUGUCGGGGCAUCGUGACCAUCAACAACGACGGGACGUGGAGUGUCAAUCAAGAAUGUAGUUUGAGCUGGGCUCUCCGUGUGGGUGCCUACGUCACUUAUCGUGCUAAAUCAACGGAUUGGCUUCGUUAUUCGCUUGUGGUGCUCAACUGGAAUGACUCUGUCGGCGGAUGGAACCCUCAAGAUGUUACGGCUACGAUCGAGUUCCGUGGAAAGAGGGUGACGUUCACUUUCCCGGUUGGAAUUACGACCUUGUGGUGGUACGCUCCAUCGAUUGCGCGGAACCCUGGAAGGCAUUUUGAAGAACGCGAAAUGGAGGUGUUUGUGGAACAUAAUGGAACUAUCACGUCGUUUGUUGGCUUUCAGAACUGA
This is a messenger RNA of Coprinopsis cinerea okayama7#130, 1302 nucleotides long. Its product is annotated as glycosyl hydrolase family 30. The record is from RefSeq and is a predicted model, not a curated record. The coding region runs from base 1 to 1302 and encodes 433 amino acids. Lineage: Eukaryota; Fungi; Basidiomycota; Agaricomycetes; Agaricales; Psathyrellaceae. The transcript has 15 exons. Gene Ontology annotation, biological process: glucosylceramide catabolic process. Gene Ontology annotation, molecular function: glucosylceramidase activity.